Molecule: messenger RNA, 999 nt
Organism: Acaromyces ingoldii
Lineage: Eukaryota; Fungi; Basidiomycota; Exobasidiomycetes; Exobasidiales; Cryptobasidiaceae
Product: cysteine proteinase
Exons: 2
Biological process (GO): protein deubiquitination
Cellular component (GO): cytosol; nucleus
Molecular function (GO): cysteine-type deubiquitinase activity; cysteine-type endopeptidase activity
Source: RefSeq, a predicted model, not a curated record
AUGGCGACGUCUGUGUCGACGCAGUCCGGAGGGAUUGGUGGUGGUCUAGGGCGCAAGGGCUCUAGUCGGCCAUCGACUGCAUCAGGGCGAUCAGCCGGCCCAACGCUCAACUCGGUCCCUCCUAGCUCCAUUGGCUCCCUGGCUGGCGUGUCCUUGCCCUCAACCUCCUCGUCGAAGCUGACCAACUCGAGUGCGGCUGUAACAGUGGAUGCGCAGGCCGUCAAAAAAUUUCUCGUCAGCCUAAAGAAAGCGAAUAUCCUCUUUGACACGACGAUGCACCAAGACGCCCACGAGAUGCUCAAUUUUCUCCUGAACCGUGUCGGUGAGGAUAUCGUGGAAACAGCAAAGACAACCGAAGUCUCACCCGCCGGAGGGAAGAGAAGAGUACAGGAUGUUGGUGAGAACGGGAGCACCUGCGUCCAUCGACUCUUCGAAGGCAUCCUCACAAAUGAGACUAGAUGUCUGACCUGUGAAUCGGUCACGUCGCGAGACGAGUCUUUUCUCGACUUGUCCAUCGACAUUGAUCGCAAUUCCUCCAUUACGUCAUGCCUGCGCCAAUUCAGUGCCUCAGAGAUGCUGUGCGCCCGCAACAAGUUCUUUUGCGAUACCUGCUCUGGCCUUCAAGAAGCAGAGAAGCGCAUGAAGAUCAAGAAGUUGCCCAAUGUCCUAGCUUUGCACCUCAAACGAUUCAAGUACGAGGAGAGCAUCCAGCGUUACGUCAAGCUUGGAUACCGCGUCGUGUUCCCCUUCGACCUUCGCCUUUUCAAUACUUCGGAUGACGCCGAAAAUGCAGACCGGCUCUAUGAGCUGCAGGCCAUCGUUGUCCACAUUGGAGCGGGCCCACAUCAUGGACACUACAUUGCCAUCAUCAGGGUGGGUCAUCGGUGGUGCGUCUUCGAUGACGAAACGAUUAGUGUCAUCGAUGACGCCGACAUUUCUCGAUACUACGGCGACACGCCGGGAACGGGAAGCGCCUAUGUUCUCUUCUACCAGGCCGUC